CUGGACGCUGAGGACCUGCUUGCUCGCUGCUCCCACCCCGCCGCCUCGUCCCGCGUGCUCCACUUCGCUCCAUCCACCGAGCCCUCCGCCAGGCGCCAUGCAUCCCGCGCGCCCCGCGCUCUGGGCGGCUGCGCUCACCGCCCUCACUCUGCUCCGCGGACCGCCAGUGGCGCGGGCCGGCGCGGGCGCGGUGGGCGCGGGCCCCGUGGUGCGCUGCGAACCGUGCGACGCGCGUGCGCUGGCCCAGUGCGCGCCUCCGCCCACCGCGCCCGCGUGCACGGAGCUGGUGCGAGAACCCGGCUGCGGCUGCUGCCUGACUUGCGCGCUGCGCGAAGGCGACGCGUGCGGCGUCUACACGGAGCGCUGUGGCACCGGCCUCCGCUGCCAGCCGCGGCCGGCCGAGCAGUAUCCCCUGAAGGCGCUGCUGAAUGGCCGCGGGUUCUGCGCCAACGCCAGCGCCGCCGGCAGCCUGAGUGCCUACCUCCCCUCCCAGCCGUCUCCUGGAAACACCAGUGAGUCUGAGGAGGACCACAAUGCUGGGAGUGUGGAAAGCCAGGUUGUCCCCAGCACACACCGCGUGACUGAUUCCAAGUUCCAUCCACUCCAUUCAAAGAUGGAGGUCAUCAUAAAAGGCCAGGCUAGGGACAGCCAGCGCUACAAAGUUGACUAUGAGUCCCAGAGCACAGACACCCAGAACUUCUCCUCCGAGUCUAAGCGGGAGACAGAAUAUGGUCCCUGCCGCAGAGAAAUGGAGGACACGCUGAAUCAUCUGAAGUUCCUCAAUGUGCUGAGUCCCAGGGGCGUCCACAUCCCAAACUGUGACAAGAAGGGGUUCUAUAAGAAGAAGCAGUGUCGCCCUUCCAAAGGCAGAAAGCGGGGCUUCUGCUGGUGCGUGGACAAGUACGGGCAGCCAUUGCCAGGCUAUGACACCAAGGGGAAAGACGACGUGCAUUGCCUCAGCGUGCAGAGCCAGUAGAUACCGCUGUGCCACUAAACGUGGAGCUCAAAUACGCCUUAUUUUGCACAAAAGACUGCCAACAACGUGAUCAGCAGCUGGCUAUACCUUGAUUUAUAUUUCUCUCUCUCUUUCUCUCUCUUUUUUUUUUGUGGUGAACUGAGUAAAAACAAACAAAACACACACAAAAACAAAAAAACAAAAAAAAAAAGCCAAAGUUUAGACAGAUUUCUGAAAUGCCUCUGGUUGUUUAAAUAGUGAACUUGGUCAUCUUUGUAUCUCGCAGUAGUCAACCAAAAGCAGUUUGACUUUUCCCAUUGCUUCCUAUGAAAACCACACGUGUACUCCAGGCCACAGAUGCCGUCACCCCCUCACUCACCCACCCACUGUGGGCUUCAGUGCUGCUGGCCCUCUGCCUUCUUGAUUUCAGAGGUUCUGUUGCUGAUAGAGAAAAACCCUCUUUGCAUCCCCUGUAAGUAAGUGCAGGCAGUGGAGAAUGGGGAAGCCUGGAACCCAGUGACCCGGACGUCUGGAAGCAUCCCCCUGAGGCCUCUGGUCCUUAUGGUGCCAUCUCUGAAUCAAGGGCCUGGCCCUGUAUCUGCAAGUGGCCCGACCUACUUGGGAACUGUGGGAGAGAAAAAUGUGUUGUCUCUCUUACUAAAAAUGACUAAGAAUGUUCUAGGGCGCUCCGGGAGCCCAUAAAGACAAGGACAAGGACCUUCCUUUGUCAGGCAGCUUCCUGAUGACUUGGCCCAGCAGAAGGCCCCAGGCGGGAGGAGAAAUACCAAACUCCACGUGCAGAGAUGUCAAAAAUAACGGUGCGCUUAGUUCUCCGGAUGACUUCAAGAAAACAGUGUUUUCUGGCCCAACCUCUCAAAAUAAAGUUUGUUGUGGGGUGGGGCUGAGGGGGAGGCAGCUUUCAAAAGAGAGAAGGUUUUCAUCUUCCUUGUUGGAGAGCCUGGUAAGAACAUGGAGAGAAUCACCUGUUUGUUGAUCUUGGGGUCCUUCUCAAACUUUCUUUAUAAUUCAUGCGUGUAUGCAGACAAAAUAUGUUCUUAAUUGUUAACAUUGUAUACAACAUAGCCCAAAUAUAUUAGAAUCUGUACUAGAUAAUCCUAGAUAAAAGGUUAGAGACGCUAGGUGAUGUAACCACAGACACGCCCGAGGAAAGGAGCCUGUGUCUGGAGGCUGGGCCGCUCUCCCCGAGGCCAAGGCCAUGGUGGUCUGGCAAUACAGGGUGUGAGGAAACUGUACUGCAUCCCACGGGGUGGACAUGCGCUGUACAGAGCUUUCCUUGAGAGCACAAAGGAAUCUCGAGACAUUCUGCCUGCCUGUCAGCUUUUCUUUAUUUUUUUAAUUAAGUUUUUGGGGGAAAAAAUGUAUUUUUGAAAAGUUUGUCUUGCAAUGUAUUUAUAAAUAGUAAAUAAAGUUUUUUUAUCAUUUAA
This is a messenger RNA of Rattus rattus (black rat), 2400 nucleotides long. RefSeq names its product insulin like growth factor binding protein 3 (gene Igfbp3). Gene Ontology annotation, cellular component: extracellular region. Gene Ontology annotation, molecular function: fibronectin binding; insulin-like growth factor II binding; insulin-like growth factor I binding. The transcript is spliced from 5 exons. The coding region runs from base 98 to 976 and encodes 292 amino acids. The record is from RefSeq and is a predicted model, not a curated record. Lineage: Eukaryota; Metazoa; Chordata; Mammalia; Rodentia; Muridae. Gene Ontology annotation, biological process: regulation of insulin-like growth factor receptor signaling pathway.